AUGGAGCUGGCGAUGGAGAACCUGGGCAGCCUGCACGGCGUCCCGCACUCGCAGCCCGCCGAGCUGCUGAGCCCCGCGCACGGGCGGCAGAGCUCGCACCGCAACCUGGUGCCGCACGGCCGGCCCGCCAUGGUCUCGGGCAUGGCCUCUAUCCUGGAGGGGGGCGACUACCGUGGCGAACACAGCCUGGGAGCCCCGCUGCACCCCGCCAUGAGCAUGUCCUGCGAGUCGCCCUCCGGCAUGAGCCUGAGCAGCACCUACACCACGCUGACUCCCCUGCAGCACCUGCCGCCCAUCUCCACCGUCUCGGAGAAGUUCCACCACCCGCACCAUCACCACCACCACCACCACCCACACCAGCGCCUGGCCGGCAACGUCAGCGGCAGCUUCACCCUCAUGCGCGACGAGCGGAGCUUGGCGUCCAUGGGCAACCUCUACAGCCACUACCCCAAGGACAUGCCGGCCAUGGGGCAGCCCCUAUCGCCGCUGCCCAACGGGCUGGGCAGCCUCCACAACGCCCAGCAGCCGCUGGCCCCCUACGGCCCCGCCGGCCACUUGCCCAACGAGAAGAUGCUCUCGCCCAACGGCUUCGACUCGCACGCCGCGAUGCUGUCCCGGGGCGAGGAGCACCUGGCGCGGGGGUUGGCGGCGCCCAGCUCGGCCAUGAUGCCGCCGCUCAACGGGAUGCACCCGCACGGUCACCCGCACGGCCAGCCCGGCGCCUCGCUGCUGGGCGAACGGGAGCGCCCGGCGCCCGGCCCCGGCUCCCAGCCCGGCGGCUCCGGGCAGGUGGAGGAGAUCAACACCAAGGAGGUGGCUCAGCGGAUCACGGCCGAGCUGAAGCGGUACAGCAUCCCGCAGGCCAUCUUCGCGCAGAGGAUCUUGUGCCGCUCCCAGGGGACCCUCUCGGACCUGCUGCGGAACCCCAAGCCCUGGAGUAAGCUCAAGUCCGGCCGGGAGACUUUCCGCAGGAUGUGGAAAUGGUUGCAGGAGCCGGAAUUUCAGAGGAUGUCGGCGCUCAGACUGGCAGCUUGCAAACGCAAGGAGCAGGAGCAGCAGAAGGACCGGAGCCUGCAGCCCAAGAAGCAGCGCCUGGUCUUCACGGACCUGCAGCGCCGCACCCUGAUCGCCAUCUUCAAGGAGAACAAGCGCCCGUCCAAGGAGAUGCAGAUGACCAUCUCCCAGCAGCUGGGCCUGGAGCUCAACACCGUCAGCAACUUCUUCAUGAACGCCCGCCGGCGGUGCAUGAACCGCUGGCAGGAGGAGCCAGGCGCCAACCCCGGGGUCCCCUCGUCAUCUACAAGCACUUUCUCCAAAGCAUGA
This is a messenger RNA of Cinclus cinclus, 1323 nucleotides long. It is a transcript of the gene ONECUT3, whose product is annotated as one cut homeobox 3. The record is from RefSeq and is a predicted model, not a curated record. Lineage: Eukaryota; Metazoa; Chordata; Aves; Passeriformes; Cinclidae. Gene Ontology annotation, biological process: regulation of transcription by RNA polymerase II. Gene Ontology annotation, molecular function: RNA polymerase II cis-regulatory region sequence-specific DNA binding; DNA-binding transcription factor activity, RNA polymerase II-specific. The transcript is spliced from 2 exons. Gene Ontology annotation, cellular component: nucleus. The coding region runs from base 1 to 1323 and encodes 440 amino acids.